AUGUCUUCCUAUACUCUUUCAACCUCUGAAAUUGCUCUUUUGCUUCGUAUAUUCAGGCAUGGAGCCUUUGCUGAAGAUGAAGAUUACCUUGAAGAUCUGUUGGUCCGUUUGGAGGCACUCAGCAAUCCCUGGGAUCUGCCAGAAGAUCAGUCCACCUACGUUGUCAACUCUGAGACUCUCCAUCAUGAUGUAGACAUUGGCCAUACUGGGAAUCUGGCAGGAACUGAAGUUGUGGGUGAGGAUAUGGUUGAGGAUGAGGAUGAGGAUAGAGAUGAGAUUGAGUGGGAGGAUGAGGAUGAGGAUAGAGAUGAGAUUGAGUCAGAGGAUGAGGAUGAGGAUGAGGAUGGAGAAGAGGAUAGAGAUCUGAACCAGGAGGUUGUCAUGCAAAAAAUGCAUGUUGUAGAUGGCGGAAAAAGGCUGGCAGUGGCUGGUGGGGAUCAUGGUAGAGGAGGAGGAGGAGGAGAUAAAGGAAAGCAUCGUGGCAGAAAGCCCUGUGUCAGAGGAGGACAAAAGGAACCGCGUCAACAAAACCAGGCUUUGUUGGAUGUUGUGGGAUUUGAGGAUGUGGAUAGCAGAGUAGCGGAGAAUGAAGAUGAAGACGAUGUUCUGGAAAGGCAGUAUGAGAUCGCUCAGCAGGAAACAGCAGAAGAAGACAGGGAAACACCGGAAAACCAUGUUUUAACAAAAUCUACUAGGGCUUUGCUCCUAAAGGUCUGCUCUGUCUGCGAUGAUAUAAUGGACUCUUCUGGUUCCUUGCCUUCUUUCCAAAGUGUUGUGGCGGAUCCUAUUGGCCUUUUGACCUAUCUUUGCAAUCCUGUCUAUAGUAAAUCAUAUCUUGAUGCAAUUCUAGGCGACCAAUCCCUGAAAUCUUUAGCAAACCGUUGCUCAAUGGCAGAGUGUAAUACUCUUGUCAGUAAAUUUGUGCAAGUUCUGUCUUUAAUGCAUUUCAGAACUAAAGUUGAAAGUGAAUUCUUACAAAAGAAGAAAACUACUCCUAGCCUUACCCGGAGACGGUUACUUGAAGACUUCUGGUUGGAUGGAAAAGAUAAACCUGAACCCAAGUCAAAGAAUGCUCUUUCUAUGGCCAACAAUGUUAGAAAGAUGCAUGAUUGGCUUAAAAUGGGGUCGGCAUUUUGUAUCUUAGGAGGAAGCGCGCUUCCUGGGCAGCUUGUCACCAAGUCUCUUAUUCCAGCUAUUUCAAAGCUUGGAGAACUUUUUGAUAUUGAAUUCACAUCCAUGUUUUCCCCCGACAUGCUCUCUGGCUAUCAUGCUCAAUACACAUCUUCGGUUUCUGCACGUAAUUUGAAGGAAUCUGAUAAAAUUUUUGACAAUAUCAAUUUCGAGACCUAUAGGAGAAAAAGGGACUGGAAUGCCUGGUCUAGCUUUUGUAUCAAUGAUUUACAGAAUCUUUCUGGCACUAUCAAUGAUAUAGAAGCAUAUUCAUCUUACGCCAAACAACUAUCAGGCCCUACAAUCUCAGAGGCUAUACCGUCAUCACCUACAGUUAUAUCUCAAUCCACGUCUCGAAUUUCAACUAUAUCACCAACUGUGCGCUGUUCUUCUCCAAUGUCAAUUUUAGAAGAUAUUCCUUUAUUGGAUGAUGACGCUAUGUCUGUAUCAGAUUAUAGCUCUCGUUGUCCCUCUCCGCUUCUGGAAGAUGAAGACGCUGCUUUCCCUGGCCAUAUUAUCAAUUCCACAUAUAAAUCGGAUGCAGACUUGAAUGCUAAAUUUCCUUUUAGUCGAACAGCAUCUAAACAACAGAUUUUUUCUACUACACAAGCGGAGAGGAAAAAAGCAGAAGAAGCACCAUCUUUUCUUGAUUUCGAGCAGUUCAGAAUACAGUUUAAAAAACACAUUACUCGUGCUGGAAUAAGAAGAGGCAAGAAAUAUCUUCUUCUUAGCUCUGAUAUUUUAAACCAGCUACCCUUGCGAAUCAAUGAUUCCAAGGGUGCUAUGCAGAUUAUUGUGGAUCCAACCAUGUCUUCCGAUAUGCGCUCAAAGUUAUGGACAAAUUUUAAAGUGGCAUUUGGUGAAAGCCUUGUGGAAACAGACAGCAAAUCCCAGGGGAAUAUUCUAGAAUAG
Psilocybe cubensis is the source of this 2082-nucleotide messenger RNA. RefSeq lists its product as uncharacterized. Lineage: Eukaryota; Fungi; Basidiomycota; Agaricomycetes; Agaricales; Agrocybaceae. The record is from RefSeq and is a predicted model, not a curated record. Bases 1 to 2082 code for a protein of 693 amino acids. The transcript is spliced from 7 exons.